CAGUGCACAGCGCUCGUUGCAACAUCUUAGACCCACUAGUAUGGCCACUGCAAACAAGAUUUUUCGGUAUUUGGCAUCGCUCUUUGCCAUAUGCUUUAUUUCGGCUGAGUCAAGCGAGGAACUUUUUAGGGGCUUUGCCAACUUGACUUCGGAAGACGAGAACUGUCCCGCGGGUUACACGCUCGUGGGAAGCCAGUGCCUCAUGUUCGUCACCUUCGCUGAACAGAGCCACAGUGAUGCGAGACAAGUGUGCCACUCUACCUCGGGAGAACUGCUAGCUAUUACUACACCUACGCAGUUUGUGCACGUUGUAAAUCAUAUCUAUGCUUACGGUUACACUGGACGACAGUUCUGGUUGGAUGGAUCAGACGCAGAGAUGGAAGGCAACUGGGUGACUUCCUCUGGCCAGGCGGUCCCUCGAGGAACUCCCUUCUGGGCGGCCUUCCAAGACACCCAACAGCCUGAUAACGCCCACGGAGCAGAACAUUGUCUAGAGAUGGAGUCUUCCGAGUUCUUCUAUCUGAAUGAUGCAGUUUGCGAGGACAAAAGCAACUUCAUAUGCCAGUACAGUCCUCAAAAGCAAGACAAGCGAGACUUAACCCCAACCACUCAAGUUUCGAAGGCAGCUCACUUGGAAGCCUACAGCAGCCAAUGCCCAACCUUUUACGUGGAGGUUGGAGGCCUUUGCCUGAUGUUCGUCACGUGGGCGGAGGAGACCUGGCAAGAGGCUAAGCAGACAUGUGGAGACUCGAGCGACCUCCUGGCUAUCACUGAUGCUGAAGUCCUUAGAGCUGUAUACCUCUACUUGCAUCAAGAAAAUAUAGCAGACCACAGUUUCUGGUUGGGUGGUUCUGAUUCCAAUGAAGGAAACUGGGUCUUCACCACAGGAGAGUCUGUCCCAAUGGGCACACCUUUCUGGGGUCUAUAUCGCGGAGACAGUGUCAUGCAGGAACCUCAAGGUGGCACUCGUGAGAACUGCCUGAUGUUGCAUUCUGGAGGUUCUCAUUAUUUCCGGGACGUAACUUGUUCCAUGAGACUGAACCCAAUUUGUGUUUACAAUGGAUAAGCACAGUCUUAGAUGUUACACUUGAAGUAUGUGAGUGCAUAGUGCAGAGACCAAAAAUAAAACGAUGAAAGUUAU
Penaeus chinensis is the source of this 1141-nucleotide messenger RNA. RefSeq names its product macrophage mannose receptor 1-like. The transcript is spliced from 7 exons. NCBI's taxonomy places the organism in Eukaryota, Metazoa, Arthropoda, Malacostraca, Decapoda, Penaeidae. The record is from RefSeq and is a predicted model, not a curated record. Bases 41 to 1066 code for a protein of 341 amino acids.